AUGAUGGCAAACCCCAAGACCAUCGGUAUCUGCAUCUUCCUCUUCCUCGCCUCAGCACUCAUCACCCUCAGCAUCAAGCAGACUCACCAUAAGAUCCAGUUCCUACCUACACAUCACAAAGGAGUCAAGGCAGUCACAACAACCCAGCAACAGAUCCUGAAAACUCACAAAGUCGCCUAUGCAACCUUCCUAGCAGCUAACGCCAACCCAAGCCAAAAAGAGACGGACGAAGAAUCCGCCGCCAUCGACGACGCAGACGAUGGCUACUUCGUCUCCACACGUGUGUUGGCCUACACCCUCCUCCACUCCAAAUCCGCCGGCUCAAACAACAGCAUCGACUUCCUAGUCCUCUGCACCCGCGACGUCUCCAAGCGUAAACGUGACCGCCUAAAGCAGGACGGCGCAACAAUCAUCCUCGUCGAAAAGCUAAAGUCCGACUGGGUCAACACAGGCAUCGCACGCUGGGCCGACAUGCUCGCCAAACUCCGCCUCUUCCAGCUCACCGACUACGCCAAAAUCUGCUACAUCGACGCUGACACCCUCGUCACCGGGCCCUUGGACGGCGUCUUCUUCGACGAAGCAACCCUCACACAAGCCACCCUCCCGAAUCCGGCGGAAAUCAAAGACGACGAAUCCCCCCUGCCCCGAACCUACAUGUUCGCCGCCCACGCCGACUACUGGGGCUACGACCACCCCUUCCCGCCUCCCGCAGACAUGAACUACCUCAACUGCGGCUUCUUCGUCCUCACGCCCUCCCUCAUGCUCUUCGACUACUACAUGUCCGUGCUCAACAUCCCCGGCCGCUUCGACCCCGGCUUCAUGGAGCAGAACCUCCUCAACUACGCGCAUCGUCGGGAGGGGAACAUGCCAUGGAAGCCGCUGUGGUAUGGUUGGAACGUCAACUGGGCGACGGAGAAGGACUGGAGGGGUGGAGGGAGGAGUUUCCAUGCGAAGUUUUGGGAUAGUGACCCUAGUCAUGAUCCGGUGUUGAAGGGGUUGUGGAAAGAGAAGAGGGCAGAGAUGGAGGGCUUUUUUCGCGGGAGGGAUGGGCUUUGA
This is a messenger RNA of Zasmidium cellare ATCC 36951, 1056 nucleotides long. RefSeq names its product glycosyltransferase family 8 protein. Gene Ontology annotation, molecular function: glycosyltransferase activity. The transcript has a single exon. Lineage: Eukaryota; Fungi; Ascomycota; Dothideomycetes; Mycosphaerellales; Mycosphaerellaceae. The coding region runs from base 1 to 1056 and encodes 351 amino acids. The record is from RefSeq and is a predicted model, not a curated record. Gene Ontology annotation, biological process: protein N-linked glycosylation.